This is a messenger RNA of Lutzomyia longipalpis, 849 nucleotides long. Its product is annotated as peroxiredoxin. Gene Ontology annotation, cellular component: mitochondrion; cytosol. Gene Ontology annotation, biological process: cell redox homeostasis; hydrogen peroxide catabolic process; cellular response to stress. The record is from RefSeq and is a predicted model, not a curated record. Gene Ontology annotation, molecular function: thioredoxin peroxidase activity. The coding region runs from base 79 to 768 and encodes 229 amino acids. NCBI's taxonomy places the organism in Eukaryota, Metazoa, Arthropoda, Insecta, Diptera, Psychodidae. The transcript has 3 exons.
GGAAUCUCUCUGUGGCAGCUAAAGUAUUUCCUGCAAUCUCAUUCGUCCCAGUUGAAAGUAUCUCUCUCUUCAUUGGAAAUGGCUGCAAUUUUCCGCUCUCUCCUGAAAACUACUUUUCCAUCCGCAAUCCGUCAAAGUAUCUCCCAGCGACAAAUCUCUACUGGAAGUCGCCUCCUUGCGGCUAAAAUUCAGCAUCCUGCACCGGAUUUCAAGGGCACGGCCGUUGUGAAUGGGGAAUUCAAGGAAAUCUCUCUAAAUGACUACAAGGGGAAGUACCUGGUGCUCUUCUUCUACCCCCUGGACUUUACCUUUGUCUGCCCCACGGAGAUUAUUGCCUUCAGCGAUAGAAUGUCGGAAUUCCAGAAGCUAAAUACGGAAGUUGUGGGUGUUUCCGUUGAUUCGCAUUUCAGUCAUCUCGCAUGGACGAAUCUCGACCGGAAGGCUGGUGGUUUGGGGAAGCUCCACUACCCACUGCUGGCGGAUCUCACAAAGGACAUCUCACGCGACUAUGGGGUUCUCCUGGAACAGGCAGGGAUCUCCCUAAGGGGACUCUUUAUAAUUGAUCCAAAUGGCAUUUUGAGGCAAAUCACCGUCAAUGACCUCCCUGUGGGGCGUUCGGUGGAUGAAACACUGAGGCUCAUCAAGGCAUUCCAGUUUGUUGAGAAGCACGGCGAGGUGUGUCCUGCAAAUUGGAAUCCCGACACAAAUCCUGACACAAUCAAACCCACUGUUACCGCAUCCAAAGAUUAUUUCCAGAAGCACGGAUAGAUUUCAUUGUGGAGGCUUAUCGCGUUGUGACCCCCAGAGGCUGGUAUCAGGUCAAGAAAAUAAAUUUAUUAGACCAGGAAA